GCGCACCACAUUCCAACAACCCCUACAUUCUGCUAUUUCCGACUCGCCACCAGCCUGGUGCGCACAGCAAGAGCCCGGGCCAACAUGCAUUCAUUAAAUCUGGAACCGCUGGUUCCUCACAGUUGUGACGGUUGGCAGGUCAGUUCUUCUGCCCAUUGGCCGACAUGUGAGCCGUGCUGCAGGUGAGUCCCACGUCUCAGCCUUUGACAACGAAGAGGCGCAGCUGCAGGUUGCCGAACCGGUCAGCGCGGACGAGGGCGGUUGUCCAUUUUUUAAAUGAUCAGAAGAGGCUGGACUUUCUUCUCGCCUUCAUAAAUGAGCCAUAGUCUUCCAACCCCCCCGGAAAAUUGAGGUGCUGGAAAACUUUCUUUAGUUAAGCCAACUGGAAUGUCCAGGGUGACUGAACACUUCUUCACCAUACUCAGUCCAAACUCUUGAGAAGUUCCGACUAUCUGUUAACUAUUUAGAAUCCCAACGAACGGACCGCUGCCAGCUAGCAACAUUGAACAUUGAACAAGCCCUCAUCACCCUUUUCCAAUCAUCAAAUCCAGAUUUACAUCACCCAGCACUUUCCUUCUUUCUUUCUUUCCUUCCUACCUCUAAGUACUUACCAACCUGAGACCAUGCCGUCCAUCGCCCUGCUGUUCGCCGACCCCUCGCCCAUGCUCGCCCGCGGCAUAGCAGACAUAUUCCACAGCUGCUGCAGCGUGCCCGACGCCGGCCAGCCGCUCGCAGAGUACUGGGCCAACUUCACGGCCUGGCUGUCCCAACCACAUAUUCUUGCCGUCGUUAUAGCUUGGGCUGUCACAUUCACGUUGACCUGCACAAUCAUCAUGUGCCUCGGCUUCGGCCCUGUCGGGAUCAUUGCAGGAUCCGCUGCGGCUGCUUUCCAGUCUUUCAUGUAUGGCGGCUUCACGCCUGCAGGGGGUCUCUUUGCUACACUGACGAGCAUGGCCAUGGUAGGCACGCUCAUGCCGUGGCUCGCGGCCAUUGCGUCGGUACUGGCGACUUUUGUGUCGGCCAUGGUCUGGGUCUAUGGGGUGGGGAGAUAGGGUGUGUACUUAUUAAGAGACCCGAUGCGAAGAAGACGUGAUGGCAAGAUCGGACAAGACAUGGCUGCGUUGAUGGUUUUUCCUCUCUUUCUUUCUGUUCUGACCAACGAGGACUCUGUGGCAGGAACUGGUUGCAUUCCAGAGGGGUGCAGGGACACAGAGUACCACCAAGGCCAUCAAACUACUCGGAGCCUUCAAAGUGAAUCAUCCUCCUCCUCCAAGAUCGUGC
Messenger RNA from Cryphonectria parasitica EP155, 1281 nucleotides. RefSeq lists its product as uncharacterized. The record is from RefSeq and is a predicted model, not a curated record. NCBI's taxonomy places the organism in Eukaryota, Fungi, Ascomycota, Sordariomycetes, Diaporthales, Cryphonectriaceae. Bases 624 to 1052 code for a protein of 142 amino acids. Gene Ontology annotation, cellular component: membrane. The transcript is spliced from 3 exons.